GCGAAGAAGCCGCUAACCUAAAAUUCUUUGAAACAUUAUUUACAUUUUUCUUUUCACUUUUACAUUAAAAUAUUAAGAUUUGAAUAUUUUUUAAAUUUGUAAUAUGAGCAAAAAGAUUUUCUACUCGUUAAUGUUACCUUUUAUAAAAUACAGAGCAGUUAUUAUAUUAUAAAAUAUAAUAUUUUAUAUAUUAAAUAAGACGCAAUUAUGUCUGAAAAAAAGGAGGACUUUGAUGUUAAUCAAGUUUUUGAAAAUCUAUUAUUCGCGGAAGAGCAAGCGCAGAAAUCUGGUUACACAGAUGGAUAUGAAAGUGGUCAAAACAGAUUAUUGAAAGGAUAUCAUCUUGGAUAUCAUAGAGCUAGUUUAGUAGCUGCUCAAUUAGGAUAUUAUUGUGGUGUUAUAGAGCAGUAUCUACAUAGUAAUAAAACUGCUAAUGAGAAGGUUAUAUCAUUGGCUAAUGAAAUUUUAGAUAAUAUUCAUCAUUUUCCUAAACAUAACGACGAUACUACAGAUAUUUUAAAGACUUUAGAAAAUAUUAAAUUCAAGUAUGUUAAAUUUUGCUCCUUAGCAAAAUUAAAUCCUGUAUAUCCUGAAGCUAACAAACUUGAAUUUUGA
This is a messenger RNA of Vespa crabro (European hornet), 615 nucleotides long. RefSeq lists its product as uncharacterized. Lineage: Eukaryota; Metazoa; Arthropoda; Insecta; Hymenoptera; Vespidae. The transcript has 2 exons. The record is from RefSeq and is a predicted model, not a curated record. Bases 208 to 615 code for a protein of 135 amino acids.